AUGUCGCCGUCUGGGCGCCCGCUUUCCGCGAUUGCAAAUGGCACAAUUGCAUUCACAGCGAAGGUGUCUGGCGUGCCGGAUCUGAUACUCCAGCUCGGGUGUCCGGGUGGCAUACAAAGCGCCGUCUCAUUACCCGUCUUUCACCCAUGCGUACGACUAAACAGGUGGAAAGAGCGGCCCGGAGAGCUCUCCUUCGUCCCUCCAGACGGCCGCUUCGUCCUGGCUGGCUAUGAAGUAGACCUGCUCGGCGACGCCGCCCUCGAUGCCUUCUCCAAAUCCGCAACCUCAAAAUCCCUCCCGAAACUAAACGUCCCCGCCACCGUAUCCGUACACCCUUCUCUCGGCCCCUCUGGCUCCGACUUCGAAGUCCGCCUGCAACUAAACCCGCGCUUCACAGGCAAAUCGCCAGCCCCACACCCCGGCUCAACCAGCGGUCUCGGCCGCGGCGCAGGCUUCGCAUCAUCCGGCACCACUGCGGCCCCUGCAAUUGAAGAAAUGGUCGUUCACGUCCCGCUCCCAGCGAGCGUCAAGAACGUCGCCGAUUUGCGCAUGGUACGGGGCACAGGAGAUGCGGGCUACGCGCCCGGGGACCGCAGCAUCGAGUGGCGCAUCAGCAGCCGCGAAAUCAGCCUCCUGAUGGCCCAAGACCGCGGCGGCGGCGUCGGCGCAACAGCCUCAUUACGCGGCACCGUGGUGGGCGAAUCUGAAGACGCGCCCGACCUCGAGCCCGUGUCGUUUUCCAACGACUACGACGACGACGAGAACCACGAACAUACACCCAACCUUCCCAAGAAAAAAGACAGCAGUGCAGAGAAGAACAAGACCCUCAUGCCCUCGUGCGCGACCGUCAGUUUCUCAGUCAAGGGAUGGCUGCCGAGUGGGAUCAAAGUCGAGAGUCUGCAGCUCGAUCAGAAGAGGAGUGUGGGCUUGGGCAGUGGGGUGACGCCGUACAAGGGGGUCAAGUAUCUGUGUGUUAGUCGCAGGGGGGUCGAGGCGAGGUGUUAG
Messenger RNA from Parastagonospora nodorum SN15, 1005 nucleotides. RefSeq lists its product as hypothetical. Bases 1 to 1005 code for a protein of 334 amino acids. Gene Ontology annotation, biological process: endocytosis. The transcript has a single exon. Lineage: Eukaryota; Fungi; Ascomycota; Dothideomycetes; Pleosporales; Phaeosphaeriaceae. Gene Ontology annotation, cellular component: cytoplasmic vesicle. The record is from RefSeq and is a predicted model, not a curated record.